This is a messenger RNA of Pollicipes pollicipes, 647 nucleotides long. RefSeq names its product rho guanine nucleotide exchange factor osg-1-like. Gene Ontology annotation, biological process: actin cytoskeleton organization. NCBI's taxonomy places the organism in Eukaryota, Metazoa, Arthropoda, Thecostraca, Pollicipedomorpha, Pollicipedidae. The coding region runs from base 47 to 475 and encodes 142 amino acids. The record is from RefSeq and is a predicted model, not a curated record. The transcript has 5 exons. Gene Ontology annotation, molecular function: guanyl-nucleotide exchange factor activity.
UUCCGCACUUCCGGCUGCCAUUCAGCCGGUGUUUGUGCUGCGUAUUAUGCAGUUUUAUGCUGCCAUGCCCGCACUCCGCCGGCAGCAACUGGUGAAUCACACACCACCGGAACAUCCGGACCUGGGCGCGCUGCGCUCGGCGCUCAGCGAGGUCCACCAGCUGGCCUCGCGCAUCAACAGCCUGGAGCAGGAGACCAUGCAGAACGAGGCACUACAGCAGAUGCUGCGCGAGGUGGAGGCGGCCGUGGACGGGCUGGACGGUCUGGUGAUGCCCGAUAGGAUAUUGAUUCGUCACGACCAGGUGACCAUGACGACUACUCUGGGCACCAAGAAGGAGCGCUGCCUCUUUCUCUUCAACGAUCUGCUUGUGAUCGCCAGCAUCAAGCGGCGGGCGGGAGCCACCCGCAAGCCCUCCACAGCACUGGCUGACGGCUCGGUCACGGGCCUGGAGGCCAACAAGUACAAAUGCUCAUGAAGAUUCCUCUGGCCGAUCUGAACAUUGCGCGCUCCAAAGACGAGAAUCUGAGUUCGCUUCUGAAGGAGGUAGAAAAGAUUGAAGAGGACAUUGCAACCCUGCGUCAGAUCGGGGUGAUGGUCUGCAAACUGCACUGUAAUCACUAUCAGGUGGAGGAGCUUGUGAAGGAGAU